Molecule: messenger RNA, 3585 nt
Organism: Diaporthe amygdali
Lineage: Eukaryota; Fungi; Ascomycota; Sordariomycetes; Diaporthales; Diaporthaceae
Exons: 6
Coding region: 1-3585 (1194 amino acids)
Molecular function (GO): protein binding
Source: RefSeq, a predicted model, not a curated record
AUGAUCAUACUCAAAUUAGGAAUCUAUCCAACUGUUCCGGAGCCUGAAUGGGAGUGCUUCGCGAAGAACAGACAGAAGUGGGAGAAACCUUUGGAGGGCGCCGCUCACAAGACGGCGGACGUCAAGUUCGAGCUGCAGUCAGCUGCACAGGGGGAAAAUGACAACGAUCUAACCACCUGGGACAACAAAUCAUGCAGCAACGUCCGAUGUGUGGACGGGGACUGCACGCUGGGCCGAAAGAUUGCAGUUCGAUCGGCCGAGGUCUCGCCAAGAGAUAUUCCCCAGAUGUCCAUCAUCAUCGGCUCUUCCAGACGACGGGGUGGCAGGCAGAUGGUCCGAGCGCCUGCACUAGCGCGACAGGACGACGACAUCAGGGAAAAAGUUUGGAGCUUUGCAACUGUCGCAUUCCUUUUCGUGCAUCAACCCCCACCAACUCAGACUGCCAACACCCACUCUCCGAACGAGCAAUCUGUCAAGACUGGGCAUCCGAUCCCUGCUUCGGAGCCAUGCUGCGACCAACGACAACGAUAUGAAAGGGACACUGCCCAGCGACAAUGGCGCCAGCCUUCGCUUCAGCUCUGCUGGCAAAUGAACUAUACAACAAGCCUUUCCGGCGAUAGCAGCAGCUCCGGCAAGGAUCACGAGAACCAUGUGGCUCAAGAUCACCGCGACGCCGAUCGAUUUUGGACCACGGACAGUAAUUCGCCAGCCGCCAGCUCUCCCGAGGCUCCGAGUGCCCGAGGCCUUGACGAGCUCUUAAAACUUGCUUCGCCGCCUUUGUUUGCCUUUAGAAACGUGUCGACGACUUUUCCGAAGUCCCAAAUCGAGGCGGGACAACGACCCCUUGACCGAGUAUGGCAGCCAAUGGAAGAAGACACCGAGGCUGUGGCGGUUGAUGAGGCAUUGGACGGUGUCAUCGAAGUGGUACAUCACAAACAUGUCGCGCAAGAAGAGUCACAGGCGUCGCAUGGUCUACCAGCAAGACAGCAGGUCAAUGAAAACCCCUCACAGCAAGCCGACGUCAGUUCAAACCGUCGAGCAGCUCCAGUGCUUCUGGGCCGAAGAGACAAGGGUCAAUUCGAGUACCUGCGACUUAUGAACCAAAAACAACGGAGCAACUUCGCGAAGCCAUCCGCAGACUUCAUUUCAUGGAAAAGAUUACUACAAGAAGUGUUGAACCCUGAGAGCAAAAACCCGUCAUCCACUGAACGCCAGAUGCUGAAUGGUGUCCUCGCCCUUGAUAGCGUGGACUCCAUCAGGUCUUUCCUCAACUACUCGUCACCUAUCCACAAACAGAAGGCGAGGAACAGGAUUCUGCUUUACACUACGUUGCGACGCGCUCCUGAAAAGGGUGCAAUGGUGCUACAAGCGUUAAUGUCAGACUCAUACCUGCCCUUUUACAUGAUCGAAGACAGCCUUGGAUUUCUGGCCUAUCAUCUUAGACAGAUGGAUUCUGGCAUGAGGCAGAACUGUGCCCAGGAUCUGGCCGAUAUGGCCGUUCGAGCUUCUCAAAUCGGCAAGAAGGGUCAUAUCCGCCUAACUCAGAACGCCAUUUACUCUAUUCUAGAUGCCCUCCCAUCAACUCAACUUGAAGAUUGGUUUCAUCAGCUCAUGGCGCAUGAGGUUCCGCUGCAUAAAUACACAUUGCUUCAGUUCGCGAGUCGCUUCGCCAAGAUGUCAGCAACGAAGGAUCUGUCACUCGAUAUCUGUCGGGAUUUGUGCGGGAACAAGUUACUGGAUAUCAACACACCUGUUGGCACAAGUCUGUGCACCUCUUUACUCACCUUUGAGAAGGGUGAUUUGCAGGCACCGGACGAGAGAUUAGUGACGCCUCCCGAUCUCUUCCAUUCUCUUCUCGAUUUGGGAUUGAUACCGAACGUCAUCACUUAUACAACCAUCAUUCAUAGCCUCUGCGUCAAGAAGGAGUUACGCACGGCGGUAGAGGUCUUCGAGGUAAUGAAGCAACACGGUGUGCAACCCGAUGGACACACUUACUCAGUCAUGAUGAACGGCUGCAAGGCAUGUGGAGAUUUCGAUGCAAUGCUGCGCUUCGCACACGAUGCUCGUGCUGCUGGCAUACAAGAUCCCGUGGUCUGGAAUGACAUUAUCCAUGCCACAUUUCUCGCCUGUUUGAAAGAGCCACGCGUCCCAGGUGCACGGAAUCGGCCGAGAUGUAUGGUCUGGGGCCCGAUGAACGCAAUCUUCUCGCGAUUGUUCAACACCGAGCCCCUGAAAACUCUCAUAACGCCGCGUUUGACUGACGUCCGCGAGUUCAUGGAGCUGCGGGGAUUCAUUCCGAGUAAAAUGAAGGGGGCCUUCUACGAGAUUUCGCCUCUGCCCCCCAAAGAAGUCAUCCAGCCAACCUCUUCGACAUUGAGUCUUAUGAUCAUGGGUUUUGUUCGACACCUUCCCAGGCCUUACGAUGUUGUUCUGUUCUAUGACCAGUUCAAAACGCUGCUCAGAGAAGGGAAUCCGGUGGCGCAAAGUCUUGUCCAGGAGCAGGGAUCCAUUGUCCAUGACAUUGUUCUCAGAGCCUUGCUCAAGUGGAAAGGCACGCUGCGUAUCAUGCUGGAUAUAACCAGAGACAUGAUGCCGGAUUCCGCUCAAGCCACAGCUGUGCCAGCCCCCGCCUCGUUGUACGCAACUUCGCCGCAGACCAGUAAAAAAACGUCCUUGAAUCCGGCUACAAAGGAAGCAGUUUCCGCCUUCGACUCGGCAUUAGCGAAGCAGGAAACAGACACCACAGACGCUUCCGCUGAUGGCACCGGUAUAGAUCGAGGAGUAACGAUUGGGGGAAACUCGAGGCCACAUACUGGCAUGUCCGACACAGAAAAUUACCGUGGAGAGGCAAGAUCUCCCAUCCGCCACCCUCACCCUAGCGUGCAUACCUGGAGCAUUCUUAUUAAGGCUUUCAUGACGAACAGCCGGACAAAAGAAGCCGAGCACAUCCUGAAACUUAUGCAACUACAUGGGGUGAAGCCCAACCGCGUCACUUGGAAUACCCUCGCUACAGGAUAUGCCAGGCUCGGUAAUACAAAACAGGCCGUAGAGGCUAUGCGGCGCCUCGAGGCUGCGGGCUUCAAGAGCGACGACUGGACUAUGCGUGCAUUCUCCCGCAUCAGCGACAAGGCCAAGGCGAUCAAGCUGAUGGAGCAGACAGUCGAGCAGAACAAAUUAACAAAAGAGGCGAUUGAGCAGCAAGAGAAGGAGCAGGAGCAGCAUCAACGAGAAAAGGCGGAUAUCCUUGAGACGAGGGAGAGUGAACUAGAAGAAGACGGCUCUUUUGCUCUGCAGGAACUGCGAGAUAUUGAAGAGGAGAUCCGCCGGCAUCCGCUCCAAGAGGAACAGCCAUCACCGGCCGGGGAGGCACGACCAGAAGAUGAGAAAUUGGGUAGGCCUGCGAAAGAAUCGCGGCCUGGGCCUGGAGGGGCGUCAAAGCCGCAUCAAGGAGAGGCCCCGAAGCCCGUUGCCAAGGCACAUACCGCCCCGAAGCCGGAUCUUGGUGCCUGGGACGCCCUCUUGUGGGACCACGCUGCAGAGUCUGAGCCACAGGGCCAGGACGAUCGAGAGCAAUCGAAGGCUUAG